Messenger RNA from Dovyalis caffra, 2283 nucleotides. NCBI's taxonomy places the organism in Eukaryota, Viridiplantae, Streptophyta, Magnoliopsida, Malpighiales, Salicaceae. The record is from the annotation of a GenBank genome assembly.
AUGGAUCCUCCACUGAGUUCCGCUACUUACUCUGAUGGACAUAUGAAGGAGACCUGGAGGCAUACACUCAUCCUGUCAUUUCAAACUCUUGGAGUUGUGUAUGGUCGCUUGAGUACUGCUCCAUUAUAUGUUUUUGGGACAAUUCAAACGACAGAUUUCAAAUCAAAUCAGACUGCAUAUGAAUAUUUCUCUUUUAUUUUCUGGACUCUGACUGUUGUUUCUUUACUUAAGUAUGCUGUCAUCGUACUGAGGGCUGAUGAUAAUGGAGAGGGUGGUAUUUUUGCUCUGUACUCAUUAUUGUGCAGGCAUGCUAAAGUGGGUCUGCUUCCAAAUGAUAGAAGCACCACUGAAGUUAUGCAACAUGAAGAAGUAAACACUUCGAGCAUUAAAGUUGAAUCAAGGGCAAGAAGAGCCCUUAAAAAAUACAGAAGUAGUCAUUAUUUGAUGCUGUUCACAGCAUUAUUUGGUGCUUGUAUGAUAAUUGGAGAUGGGGUGAUCACCCCAUCUAUUUCAGUGUUGUCAGCUUCAUCAGGUCUUCAACGUUCAUUAUCAGACAUUAAAUGUUUUGCUACCUCACACUAUGGGACUCAUAAAAUCGGGUUUAUGUUUGCUCCAAUUGUCACUCUAUGGCUCCUGUUUAUUAGUGGAGUGGGUAUAUAUAAUAUAUUCCACUGGGACCCUAAAAUCUUCUCUGCAAUCUCCCCAGCAUACAUGUAUACAUUUGUAAGGAAAAUGGACAAAUCCAGUUGGAAGUCACUGGGUAGCAUUCUUCUUUGCAUAGCAGGAUCAGAAACAAUGUUUACAGAUCUAGGCCAUUUCUCUAAGAAAUCAAUCAAGAUAACAUUUAUCUUCUUGAUUUAUCCGCUUUUAGUUCUGUGCUAUGCUGGUCAAGCUGCAUUUAUCUCUAAACACUGGAAUGGUACUGAAAAUUUUAAUCAUCUACGUGAAUCCGUACCUAAACAUCUUCGUCAUGUUUUCACACUGCUAUCUCUGCUUGCUUCGGCUAUAGGAAGCCAAGCGGCAAUAACAGCCAGCUUCUCUAUUAUAAAUCAGUGCCUUGCACUUGGUUGUUUCCCUAGAGUAAAAGUUAUACAUACAUCAGAUAAGCGACAUGGACAGGUUUAUAUUCCAGAUGUCAACUGGUUAUUGAUGGCCCUUAGUCUCUCUGUCACCCUUGGUUUCCGUGACAUCACAAGAAUUGCAAAUGCAGCAGGCAUGGCAAUAGUUUUUGGGAUGAUAGUAACGACUUGUAUGAUGUCACUUGUGAUCGGUCUGUACUGGGAGAAGAGUUUGUUUGUAUCUGGAUGCUUUUUGAUGUUCUUUGGUUUUGUUGAGGCUGUAUAUGUAUCGGCAUGUAUGCUGAGUUUUCACAAAGGAGCUUGGUAUCUAUUUGUAAUUUUAGCUGUUUCUUUCACAAUAAUGCUUGCAUGGCAUUAUGGAACUAUGAAGAAGUAUGAGUUUGAUUUGCAAAACAAGGUUUCUACAGAAUGGCUUACGGAUUAUAGCCCAGGCCUAGGAGUUUCCAGAGUACCUGGAAUUGGCUUAAUCUACACCGAUAUAGUGACGGGAAUCCCAGCUUUCUUCUCACAUUUCAUCACAAAUCUUCCUGCAUUUCAUCAAGUGCUGAUCUUUGUGUCCUUCAAGCCCCAACCAGUUCCUUGUGUGCCUCCUGGUGAGCGAUAUCUUGUAGGCAGAGUUGGCUCCAAAGACUACAGAAUUUAUAGAUGCAUUGUGAGAUAUGGGUACUGUGAUCAGGUUAGAGACACAGAUGAUUUUGAGGAACAGAUAAUUGGCUCAAUUGGAGAAUUCAUUUCCUUAGAAGAAAGUGAUUAUGAAUCCCUGACGCCUAAUGAAGGAAGAAUGAUGAUUGUUGGGAAGCCAUUGUUGGACAGAAAGGCAUUGAUUCCUACAGAUGAUACCAACUUGGUAUCCAGCUCUGCAAAUGUAGCUAACAAUGAAACUGUGGCAAGUACAGUGGGAGAUUUGAUCGAAAGAAAUACUCCUAUCAGGAGGAAAAAGGUUCGGUUUCUAAUGCGAGAAAAUAGUCCUGAAAUGCGGGUAUCUGUCAGGGAGGAGCUACAAGAACUGAUUAAUGCCAGGGAAAGUGGUACGGCAUAUAUCCUUGGUCAGUCGCAUUUGACAGUGCGUGAUGGUUCAAACUUUUUGAAAACAUUCCUUAUCAUGGCUUAUGUUUUUCUUGAUAAAAAUUGCCGAGAACCUCCAGUGGCAUUGAAAAUCCCUCAUGCUGCUCUCGUGGAGGUUGGCAUGGUGUAUAUCAUAUAA